Messenger RNA from Salvia miltiorrhiza (redroot sage), 798 nucleotides. RefSeq lists its product as uncharacterized. NCBI's taxonomy places the organism in Eukaryota, Viridiplantae, Streptophyta, Magnoliopsida, Lamiales, Lamiaceae. The transcript is spliced from 2 exons. The record is from RefSeq and is a predicted model, not a curated record. Bases 126 to 644 code for a protein of 172 amino acids. Gene Ontology annotation, cellular component: cytoplasm. Gene Ontology annotation, molecular function: protein-disulfide reductase activity; oxidoreductase activity, acting on a sulfur group of donors, disulfide as acceptor.
GCUCCUCAUCCAUUCAAUCACAUACACAAUACAAACAAACUUCACUCAACCACACUCCUCCAUUUAUGAUUAUCUACACUCUCACUCCUUCUGUGUGAAUAUCCGUUUCCCCCAAUUUCCUCGCCAUGGCUGGUCUCCUCGAAACCCUCAUCGUCCCACGCGCCUCCGCCUCCCUCCUUCCCGUAGUCGGAUCCACCUCCAUCCGAUUCUCUAACUUCAGCGGACUCAAGAUCCACCCAACUCGCCCCUCCGUCAAGCUCACUUCAACUCGGAAAGCGCGACUUGCUAGUAGAAUCGUCUGUGAGGCGCAGGACACAGCUGUCGAAGCGCCUCCUGCUGUCACCGAUUCAACUUGGCAGUCUCUCGUACUUGAAUCCGACCUACCCGUUCUUGUUGAGUUUUGGGCUCCGUGGUGUGGGCCGUGCCGUAUGAUCCACCCUGUUAUCGACAAGCUGGCCCUGCAAUAUGCCGGGAAGCUCAAGGUGUACAAGGUUAACACUGAUGAAUCCCCUUCAAUCGCGACCCAGUACGGAAUCCGGAGCAUUCCAACUGUGAUAGUGUUCAAGAAUGGUGAGAAGAAAGAUGCAGUGAUAGGUGCUGUACCAGAAUCUACAUUGACGACAUGCAUAGAAAAAUUCUUGUAGAGUGUUGUGUUUUGGGGCUUCAAGCCCUGUUCCAUCUUUAUCGGCCACUUCAAAUAAUUGCUUUGAUAGCCCUUAAUUAUAAGAUCUUGUAUAGUGGAUGCUGCUGUAUUAAUAUAUUAUCUUGGAGAUAAUAUAGAUGUUAUCAUUCAUCCUU